Molecule: messenger RNA, 2506 nt
Organism: Saccostrea cuccullata (small rock oyster)
Lineage: Eukaryota; Metazoa; Mollusca; Bivalvia; Ostreida; Ostreidae
Product: reelin-like
Exons: 16
Coding region: 206-2452 (748 amino acids)
Biological process (GO): central nervous system development; neuron migration
Molecular function (GO): lipoprotein particle receptor binding
Source: RefSeq, a predicted model, not a curated record
ACUGAAAGAAAUCAAAUAGAACAUGUUUCUAUAAAGUACAAACAGUUACCAUAUCACCAAUUUGUACUGAAAUUUCGAGUGCCACACUUGUAAAAGUUGUGACGAUUGGCGUAAAAAGAUUAUGAAAUAUAAUUGAAGUAACGUAUAAUUAGCAGAGUAGUUUGUUUGGCAGUCACCAGCUGGAGUAUAUUGAGAAAGACAAAAAAUGAGACAUGAUUCUUACCUACUAAUGGAGACAAUAAUUUUCAGAUUGUUUUUAUUGAUGUUGACUUUUGAUGUCACUGCUUCCUAUCAACCAUAUGUUGCGCCGUUCUUCUUCAUGUGUAAUUACCAUGGUAACGUAAACGAAUUAGGAAUAGAAAAAGGAGAAGUGGCCCUUAGUGUAUCUAUAGAGGGUAACCCAGAUUUGUACAUUCCUGGAAAACUUUAUAAUGUAACUAUCAGAUCAACGGUGAAUUUUGACGGAUUUUUCCUUACGGGGCUUUACACACUUACAUCAGAAGCCAAAGCUAGGAUGCAAGGACUUGGUUUCCUAGGGAAUACUGGAUCUGGAAACAAUUUAAUGUGUUCAAUCGUCCAUUCCCACAUAACCCGAGAACCUCAGCAACAGCUGUCAUUUAUGUGGAUGGCGCCUCCUAGCGGAACAGGAUGCGUUAGUUUUCUGGCUACCGGAACAUUACAUUCACAAUUAUUGUUUAAAGACACAACAGUAAUGCAGAUGUGUGAGAAAGGAGCUCCAACAACAUCUCCCCUUAGACCAGAACUUGCCGUUCUUCAUGGAAAUGGCGUCAUAUUAAGGGAUGAUUUUGAUUCAUCGCCAGAUGUCAACAUGCUUAUUUGGCGGGAGACACUGGGAGUUAAUAUUAGUCGAGAUUGUGGUCACAUAAUGUAUGGAGAUUCUAGUUGGCUGUGCCAACGUUAUGGUGAAAGGAAACUGGUGACGGUACCAAUGAAUACAACUUCAGCUGCUGUCAUACAGUUUGCUUUAUCGGCAGGAAGAUGUCAAGUUUCGGGAACAACAGAUUUUAAUAUCACAGUAUCUUAUGGACUACAGAAUUGUACAAUAUGGACCACAAUAGAUUCUCUAAGUAUACCGUCAUCAGAAACAGAGGUCCACCUUGUAAACCUCCCAAAGGAAGCUAGAGGGGACAGAGCCUGUUUAAAGUGGGAACAACUGUCUAGUAAACCAAAACCAAAGACAACAACAACAACAACGACGAUUGCAACAACCACCGAAUCAUUGACAACAAUGGAAACAACAACUGUGCCAUUUCCAACCUUGGAGACAACAGAAAACCUAACAAGCACAGCUUCAACGACAACUACUACAACAACAAAAAGACCUCGCACGAUACGAUGGGAUAUUUCUGACGAAGGGCAGCCAGACUUCAGUAGUUGUUGGGGAAUUGACAAUGUGUUGGUUGUCAAUAUAGCUGAUAAACCCAGUCGCAUUGAAGAAAAUUUUGAUCCAAUUGACCCUAGCAAUUGGCUUUUCUUUCCUGGAGGGAAUAUUAGGCAAAAGUGUCGAUCUGAGGAAAAUACUUUGUUCUUCAAUAUUGAAAACCAAACAGUUAAUUACGCAGUAACACGUGAUCUCGACCUAUCAGUUUCUGAUGUUACCCCGGAUUUAAUGCUAGAAGAACAGUUUGAAUCAAAGAAUCAACCAGGCUGGAUGAUUCGAGGAGGUCGGGUUGAUGUUAUUUGUGGUGUUCUCUAUCAUGCGAACUCGAUGGUGUUCGAUGGAGCGGGAGAACGGUGGGCCUGUACUCCGUAUCUCGAUACCAGAUUGGCGGGAAAUCUUAGGUUCUACUUUGGAUUCGGCAGUGGUCGUUGCCAAGCCUUAGAUUCUCCUGAAACAAACGUUGAGGUUUACAUUGAGGACAAGCAUGGACAUAAACCGGUGUUACGAAAUCUCACAAGUAGAGAUUUUAAGGAGCCAAGAUUAAUAUCAGUGCCUAUAAACGGCAACCAAAGACAGUCUAAGGCGCGGAUCUGCUGGGCACAGGAGCACCAUCGGGGUGUAGAUCUCGACGUGUGGGCAAUUGAUGGAGUACAGGUCUUACCACACUUUCCCCGAAGGUCUGAUGUAAAUAAAAUGGUACAGUUCGAUCUUAAUUUGAACUGUGGAAAGAAUGCAACUAGAAAUGUCGUUGGUUUAGAAGCCUCUACAAAUUUUGGGAAAUCAUGGUUCACAGUUCAUGAACCGUGUCUCCAUUACAACUGUGGCGGGAAGCAUCAACCAGUGUCAUCAGAAUACGAGAGCGACGACUUUUUAAGCUGGAAGAGAGUAACUUCUCCUCUCCCCUUCGCUGCUCUGGUACCUCAUGUCAGAUUUCGAUGGAAUGGUGAACACCAAGUUACGCCUAAUUGGGCUUUAGACAAUGUAUUUAUUGGAGACUGUGAAAGCGGAUGCCAUGGAAAUGGACAGUGCACAAGAACAGGAUGUAGGUGAGAGAUUUUACAUUACUUGAAGGUACAGUAGUAGUUUUUUCUUCUUUAACACAAA